GAGGGAGAGAAAGAGAACUCAAGAAAGAAAGAAAACACGGAAUCGGAAACGAUGACAGCGAUCACCCUCCUAGCCUCCUUCUCCUUCUCGCUGCUCGGCUACUUCCUCACCAGCUCACUCAUCCCACGACUAUCAGCCACACUCAUCUCCGCCGGACUCAAGGGGAAAGACCUCCUCAAGGGAAACUCAACCGGCGGCGGCGACUUCCAUCAUCAUCCCCGCUCUUCUUCUUCUUCAUCUAAAACAACAACAGCAAACACGCCCGAACAACCUGGCUCAGAUCAGCAUCAGUUCAUCCCAGAAUCGACGGGCCUGAUAGCAGGAAGCGUCUACGUGUUGAUCCUCUGUCUAUUUGUGCCGAUCCCAUACUACACCCAUCUGUUGCCGGACAGCUUUCUGCCGGGCUCGACGGCCUUCUUCACGAGUGGUCCGGCCAGUCCAGGGCCAGGGCCGGCCGGGGACGCCCAGGCCGCCAGACCGCCGUUCCCGCUCUCCAGUCUCACCGCUCAUCUCGCGAGCAUCCUCUCCCUCCUUUCUGCCGUCUUCCUCGGCUUCCUCGAUGACGUCUUCGAUAUUCGUUGGAGAUUUAAACUCCCUAUUCCCAUUAUCGCUUCCGUCCCUCUCUUGACAGUCUAUGCCGCCUCGUCCGGGAGCACGGAUAUCAUCAUCCCUCAUAUCUUCGGCCUUCGAGCGUUGUUUGGCGUCGCAAUGACCAACGGAUUAUUGAGCAUAGGACCAUUAUAUUACCUAUACAUGUCGAUGUUAUCGACGUUUUGCACGAACAGUAUCAACAUUUUAGCGGGCAUCAAUGGGGUCGAAGUGGGCCAAUCGCUGAUCAUCUGUCUGUCGAUCAUCUGCAACGAUCUGCUCUACAUCCAUCUCGACCUCGCCGAGCUCGGGCUCCCGCAUCGGCUCUCAUUCGGCUUCGCUAACGGCUCCAAAGCCCUCGAGGAUCGCCAUCUGUUCUCCCUCUGCUUGAUGUUGCCCCUCUUCGCCGUCAUGCUCGCGUUGAUCAAAUUUAAUUGGUAUCCAGCUAGAGCGUUUGUUGGAGACACGUUUUGUUACUUCGCCGGAAUGGCGUUCGCGGUCGUUGGAAUCCUGGGCCAUUUCUCGAAGACCUUACUGUUAUUCUUCAUCCCGCAGAUCCUGAACUUCCUAUAUUCGAGUCCGCAACUAUUUGGGAUCCUGCCGAUAUCUCGGCACCGCUUACCGUCGCGGGAUCCGGUCAAGAACGUCUUAAAACCGUCGAUCGUGCUCUUCAAGACCCCUCUGCCUGCCUCACCGACUCUGAAAUCGUCCCUCUUGAAGGCUUUCGAAACGCUCAGAUUGAUCCAAUUGGUCCGAAAUAAACACAAUCUCGUCGUCGGCUGUUCUAAUCUCACUCUCUUGAAUCUGGCCCUCAUUUGGCUCCCUGGGCUCAAUGAACGCCAGCUCUCCUCAACCAUCCUCGCCUUUCAGUUCUUCUCGAACUUCUUCAUCGGCUUCUUUAUUCGCUACUUUCUUGCUGACUUGUUCUAUGAUCCGCGGCUUCGAUAAAGUUACCUUUCCCACUCUCGUACUACUUCUCAAUAUCUCUUAUUCUCAACUCGGGUUUCCCUUUCCCCUUCUUGUCUCGUUUAUUUCACUUUUUUUUUUUUGUUCCCAACGAAAACCCAAAAUCAUGAUCUCUC
Messenger RNA from Puccinia graminis f. sp. tritici CRL 75-36-700-3, 1670 nucleotides. RefSeq lists its product as uncharacterized. Gene Ontology annotation, biological process: protein N-linked glycosylation; dolichol-linked oligosaccharide biosynthetic process. Gene Ontology annotation, molecular function: UDP-N-acetylglucosamine-dolichyl-phosphate N-acetylglucosaminephosphotransferase activity. The transcript is spliced from 5 exons. The record is from RefSeq and is a predicted model, not a curated record. Bases 52 to 1536 code for a protein of 494 amino acids. Gene Ontology annotation, cellular component: membrane. NCBI's taxonomy places the organism in Eukaryota, Fungi, Basidiomycota, Pucciniomycetes, Pucciniales, Pucciniaceae.